Messenger RNA from Ostreobium quekettii, 369 nucleotides. The record is from the annotation of a GenBank genome assembly. Lineage: Eukaryota; Viridiplantae; Chlorophyta; Ulvophyceae; Bryopsidales; Ostreobiaceae.
AUGGACUCCAGCCCCCUCGGGCCCUCCACCUCUGGAGGCAUGAACCCGGAGCAUGUGGGCCGCGUCCGGGUGCUAGUGAUUGGCAACACGGGUAUGGCAUCGCGCGGCCCAACUCGAACGCCUCCCGCCCGCACCGCGCGCGGCCCUGACCAAGGCUGCGGGAAGACCUCGUUGUCGCACUUCUUGGCGACGGGCGAGGUUCUCAAGGCGGCCCAAACCACUGUGGGUUGCAACGUUUUCGCCAAGCUGGUGGAGUAUCCUGAGGAUACCAGUGUCGAUGGCACCAAGCAGAACCAUCGCCUGUACUUUGUGGAACUGUGGGAUGUAGGUAUUGACCUUUCGCCAGAACAAAGGGGGGGCAUUGCAUGA